GAAACUCCGAUGGGCGGAGGAACCCGGCAGAAUACCGGCCAGAAGAUGCUCCGAGGACGAAUCUUUCCCGGAAGACAAACUGCGGGGUACAGCGAUCUUUUGCGCUUACUUGCUAUUGCGAAUUGCCAGUGUGUCGGAGGAGGACCUUUCUUUCCUUCUGAUUGAUUCCCUCGCGCAAAAAUGGCACCCCGGGGGCUGACAAUUGUCAUCAAAUUGGGGACGAGUUCCAUUGUCGACGAGAAAACACACGAGCCGAUUCUCUCCAUCCUGACUUUGAUUGUCGAGACGGUAGCACGAUUGCGCAAAGAUGGUCACCGCGUGGUCUUGGUCUCGUCGGGCGCCGUUGGCGUUGGCUUGCGGAGGAUGGAUUGGGAUAAACGCCCAACACACUUGCCCCGAAUACAGGCACUUGCUGCUGUUGGCCAGUGUCGGCUAAUGAGUCUCUGGGAUAACCUCUUCUCACAUCUCCGAGUACCAGUGGCUCAAAUCCUUUUAACGAGAAAUGACAUUGCGGAUAGAACCCAAUAUAUCAAUGCUCAAAAUACUUUUGAGCAAUUGUUUGAGAUGGGUGUUGUUCCCAUUGUUAAUGAAAAUGAUACCCUUGCCGUUUCUGAAAUCAAAUUUGGCGACAACGAUACCCUCUCAGCGAUUGCGGCGGCUACCGUCAAGGCCGACUAUCUUUUCUUGAUGACCGAUGUUGACUGUCUCUACACGGCCAACCCUCGAACGAACCCCGACGCCAGGCCCAUUGAAGUUGUGUCAGAUAUCUCUCUAUUGGAGGCUGAUGUCUCGUCUGCCGGCUCGGCUCUGGGGACCGGUGGUAUGAGCACUAAGAUUGUGGCUGCCAAGCUCGGAACUAGUGCUGGCGUGACAACCAUCAUUACCAAGAGCUCCAAACCUGGCAACGUCCACGAUAUCGUCAAAUACCUCCAACGACUUCAAGAGGGUCCUGACGCAAAUGGCGACCAGGCUCUCGACAUUCCCCCUCCCCCUCUCCACACUCGUUUCCUCCCCUCAGAUACCCCCAUUCAAUCCGUCACAUUCUGGCUGCUGCACGGCCUGACUCCCCACGGUACCAUCUACAUCGACCAAGGUGCCUACGACGCACUCCUGAACCACAAGGCCAGUCUGCUUCCUGCCGGUGUAGUCGGUGUUGAAGGACACUUCGCACAGCAAGAAGCCGUGCGGCUGGUAGUCGCAGAGAAGCCCUCGCCCGAUGCCCUGGAUGGAGACUUUAUCCACCACGCACAAGAGCCACGAGAAGUGGGACGCGCGUUAGUGAAUUACGGCUCCAUGGAGAUUGCGCUUAUCAAGGGUCACCGGAGCACACAUAUCGAGUCCCUGCUUGGUUGGUCUGAAAGUGAAUAUGUCGCCUUGCGGGAGAACAUCUCCUUCCACCCGGAAGAAAGUCAUCCGGCGACACCAUUGCUUACUCCCGCGCUGGAGGAGUGGAAAUCGCCCAGGUCGCCACCUAACGGGCGCUCAUAAUGUUGCAUGAAUUACACGAAAAUGAAUGAAGAGAGAAAGGCUGAAAAUAUAGAUGAGGAGCUGUAAAUAUGGAGUGAUUUUGCGAACAGCACCAAAAGUUUCAAUCGCAUUGUGAUCACGGCGGAAAGACUACAUUAGAUUUUGACAAAUCAACAGGUUGGAAAGCCGAGUGCAAGCUCAACACUUGUGCUCAAUUAUCGAGUCCUUAACGAAAUCGAAGAAGAAGUAGGUGAUACAUGAAGCCUGUAAUUAAUCUUUCCAACGCUCCAUCCAUUGCUGCAUUCUCUUGUCCAGCGUGGGUGCAGCAGCAGGGGCAGCCUGAGUAUAUUAGCGAAGUCUUCCGAGAGAUGGG
Messenger RNA from Penicillium brasilianum, 1840 nucleotides. The record is from the annotation of a GenBank genome assembly. Lineage: Eukaryota; Fungi; Ascomycota; Eurotiomycetes; Eurotiales; Aspergillaceae.